GGCUCCCGUCUAUAUAAGGGCGGCCGGGGGCAGGCCGAGCGGCGCCAUUUCGCGGGGACGCAGGACGGAGCGGGUCGGGCCCGGUGCGCGCGCGGGGAGGGGGGGGGCGGCCCCAAACCGGAUCCAUCCUCCGCCGGGGCGGCUCAGCCCCCGCCUCCGCGCUCCCGGAGGGCUUCGCCGGACCCUCCCCGGCCUCCGUAGCGACCCCUGCCUGCGGCCAGCGGUGAGGGGCCCCUCCCCCCCCCCCCUCCUCCUCCCGCCCCUCAGGGAGCCAAGAUGGAGCCCGGCCGGUGAUUCCUUUCCCCCCGCCCCGGUGCAAUCCGCUGUCAUCCGCCGCCCGGAUCUCCGCCGCCCGCCUCAUCCCGGCGCUCCGCCGACGCAGCCGGCUCUCAGCGACUCGGCGCCGCCUGUAUUGACCGCACCGCGCAGGAUUUAGGAGCCCGGCGGGGGCUCCGAAGAGGGGACCCCCCCCCUCCCCCAGCCCCGCCAUUCCCCGCCAUCGCCGCUUCCCCCUCAGAGCGACGCCCGCGCCCGCCGAUGUGAAGCCGCCGUAUGGUCCCGGCCCGAGCCGCCGCCGCCGCUUGCUGAGGCCGCAGCCGCCGCCCCGCCCGGGGGAAGCGAAGCCAAGGGGAGGGGGCUCCAGGCUCGUGUCCCCCUCCCCGCCGAAGCCGGGGAUGCGCUGACGGACGGGGGCAAAACCCCCACCCGGCACCGGGGAAGCGUCGGCACCGACCGCCGGGCAAAGUGGGGGGGUCGUCGGAAGAGACGGCGGCGGUGGGAGGAGGAGGAGGAGGAGAAGGUGAAGAAGGGCGGCCGGGAGCCAGGGCCGGACACGCAGCCGCCGGCAUGUUGCAGAAUGUGAAUCCCCAGAGCAAGAUCCUGGGGGAGGGCAAUGCCGGGCUCAUGGGCCUGGCCACGGAGUCCACCCCGGGCAAACGCAUCCGCAAACCCUCGCUGCUGUACGAGGGCUUCGAGAGCCCCACCAUGGCCUCGGUGCCGGCCCUACAGACCCCUCCCCAAGUCAACCCACCCCCCCCCGAGGUUUCCAACCCCAAGAAGCCCGGCAGGGUCACCAACCAGCUGCAGUACCUGCACAAGGUGGUGAUGAAGGCUCUGUGGAAGCACCAGUUCGCUUGGCCCUUCCGGCAGCCCGUCGACGCCGUCAAGCUGGGCCUCCCGGAUUACCACAAGAUCAUCAAGCAGCCCAUGGACAUGGGCACGAUCAAGCGGCGCCUGGAGAACAACUACUACUGGGGGGCUGCUGAGUGCAUGCAGGACUUCAACACCAUGUUCACCAACUGCUACAUCUACAACAAGCCCACGGACGACAUCGUGCUGAUGGCCCAGACCCUGGAGAAGAUCUUCCUGCAGAAGGUGGCGCAGAUGCCCCCCGAGGAGCAGGAGAUCGUGGUGCCCGUGGCCAAGAACAGCCACAAGAAAGGCGCCUCGAGGGCAGCAGCGCUCCUGGCCGGGCUGACGGCCGCCCAGCAGGUGCCAGCCGUGUCGUCGGUGUCUCACGCCGCCGUGUACGCGCCCGGCCCCGACAUCCCCACCACCAUCGUCAACAUCCCGCACCCCUCGGUCAUCUCGGCCCCGCUCCUCAAGUCCCUGCACUCGGCUCCCGCCGUGCUGCCCGCGCCCGCUCCCACACAGCCCGUGGCCAAGAAGAAGGGCGUGAAGCGGAAAGCCGACACCACCACCCCCACCACCACGGCCAUCAUCGCCACCAGCGGCGAGUCCUCGCCCUCGGCCACGCUGCUGGAGGCCAAAGCCGCCAAGAUCCCGGCGCGGCGCGAGAGCGGCCGCCCCAUCAAACCCCCCCGCAAGGACCUGCCCGACUCCCAGCAGCACCAGACCUCCAAGAAGGGGAAGCUGUCGGAGCAGCUCAAGUACUGCAACGGCAUCCUCAAGGAGCUGCUGUCCAAGAAGCACGCGGCCUACGCAUGGCCCUUCUACAAGCCCGUGGACGCCUCGGCCCUGGGGCUGCAUGACUACCACGAGAUCAUCAAGCACCCCAUGGACCUCAGCACCAUCAAGCGGAAGAUGGAGAACCGCGACUACCACGACGCGCAGGAGUUCGCGGCCGACGUGCGGUUGAUGUUCUCCAACUGCUACAAGUACAACCCCCCCGACCACGACGUGGUGGCCAUGGCUCGCAAGCUGCAGGACGUGUUCGAGUUCAGCUACGCCAAGAUGCCGGACGAGCCGCAGGACGCCAGCCCGCCCUCCGUGUCGGCCCCGCUGCCCGGAGCCCUCUCCAAAUCCUCCUCGGAGGAAUCGUCCAGCGACGAGGACGAGGAUGAGGAGGACGAGGAAGAUGAUGAGGAGGAUGAGAGCAGCAGCGAGAGCUCGUCGGAGAGCGAGGAGAGCUCGGACUCGGAGGAGGAACGCGCCAACCGGCUGGCAGAGCUGCAGGAGCAGCUGCGGGCCGUGCACGAGCAGCUGGCUGCCCUCUCGCAGGGCCCCGUUUCCAAACCCAAAAAGAAACGAGAGAAGAAGAAGAAGAAGAAGUCGGAGAAGCACAAAGGGAGGGGAGCGGGAGACGAGGAGGCGCGGGCGCGGCAGGGCCAGAUGCGCAAGGCCAAGAAGGCGGCCGGAGGCGGCUCCAAGAACUCGAAGAAGGCGGCCAAAGCGCCGUUGGCGCCGGCUCCGGCGCCGCUGUACGACUCGGAGGAAGAGGAGGAGAGCAAACCCAUGACGUACGACGAGAAGAGGCAGCUGAGCCUGGACAUCAACAAGCUGCCUGGGGAGAAGCUGGGCCGGGUGGUUCACAUCAUCCAGUCCAGGGAACCCUCCCUGCGAGACUCCAACCCCGAGGAGAUCGAGAUCGACUUCGAGACCCUCAAACCCUCCACCCUGCGCGAGCUGGAGCGUUACGUCCUGUCCUGCCUGAGGAAGAAACCCCGCAAGCCCUACAGUGAAACCCUGAAGAAGCCGGUGGGGAAGACGAAAGAGGAGCUGGCGCUGGAGAAGAAGCGGGAGCUGGAGAAGCGGCUGCAGGACGUGAGCGGGCAGCUGAACUCGGCCAAGAAACCCCCAAAGAAGGCCACAGACAAGCCCGAGUCGGCGCAGCAAGUGGCCGUUUCCCGCCUCAGCGCCUCCAGCUCCAGUUCGGAUUCCAGCAGCUCCAGCUCCAGCUCGUCGUCCUCCGACACCAGCGACUCCGACUCGGGGUAGAGGGAGGGGGCAGGGGGGUCAGAGCCCCCCCAUUACCCUCAAACAACCCCCCCCCAAACACACACAGGGUGGGGGGGGUCGCAGUGUGUCCCCCCCCCACACACCCACCCCCAGGCUGGUGCUGCUGCGGGGGCUGGGGGGGGCUGACCCCGGGUGACCCCACUGGAACAGCCCCCCCUCAAAUGCACCCUGGGGGGGUCACACAGACCCUCCCCCACCCCCUGGACUUUUGGGGUGCAAUGGGGGGGUCGGGGGCACGGGGAAGGGGGGGACACACACCCCAGUGUUUACAGUUGGAGGAAUCACCAGAGCCCCCCCCGCUCAGCCCCCUCCCCCCAGCAGGUUUUACUGGUUUUUGGGUUUUUGGGGGGAGGGGGUUCGGUUUGGAGCAGUUUCUUUUGGUUUUUUCCACCAGGGGAAAAGUUUUGGGGCUUUUUAACAAAAAGAAAAAGACAAAAAUAACAAAAAAAAGUCAAAAAAAAGCUUUUAAAAAGGAGCUAAAAAGAGGAAAAGGAGCCGAGGGGCCCGGGGGGAGGGGCCAGGCCCGGGCUGAGGGGGGCUCACCCAUCCCCCUCCCCCCCACAGCCCCCCGGGGAGGGUUCUUAAUUUAUUUGUGCCCUGGGGGGCCCCUGAGCACGGUGUAAAUACCCCCCCACAUCCCCCCAGCCCCCUGCAGGGCCCAGGCCGCAUGUUCCCGGGGGGCAGGGGGGAGGGGCCGCCUGUUUUUUACGUUGACUGUAUAAUUUUUUUCUACUUUUGUUGGUUUUUUUUGUUGGUUUUUUUUGGUCCCUCCCCAACCCCCCCCCUCACCUCCCCCCUCUCACCUUCCCUCCCUCCCCCCCUCCCUUAGAGCCGGGUUUUCAGCUUCUGUCUGUUUGGAACCUUUGGAUUCUUUAACAUGUAAAUAAAGAAAAUAUUAUUCGAGUUGA
Molecule: messenger RNA, 4106 nt
Organism: Colius striatus (speckled mousebird)
Lineage: Eukaryota; Metazoa; Chordata; Aves; Coliiformes; Coliidae
Gene: BRD2
Product: bromodomain containing 2
Exons: 12
Coding region: 847-3177 (776 amino acids)
Biological process (GO): chromatin remodeling; regulation of DNA-templated transcription
Cellular component (GO): chromatin; nucleus
Source: RefSeq, a predicted model, not a curated record